GAAGAGCUCAGACACAAGCUGUGCCUCUGCCUGUUGCUCAUCUGGUCUUUCGUAUAUAUACACAUGCAUUUGCUACAUCUGAAUACCAGUUACUGAGUCCACAGGCAAUCUACAGCCAUGGCAGGAAAAGCCCACAGGUUGAGCACUGAUGAGAGGGAGCAACUGCUGCCAAACCUAAAAGCUGUAGGGUGGAAUGAGGUGGAAGGGAGAGAUGCCAUCUUCAAAGAGUUCCAUUUCAAGGACUUCAGUCGGGCCUUUGGGUUCAUGACCAGAGUCGCUCUGCAGGCAGAAAAACUGGACCACCACCCUGAAUGGUUCAACGUUUACAGCAAGGUAAAAGAGGUUCACAUUAUCCUGAGCACACAUGAGUGUGCAGGCUUAUCAGAGCGGGAUAUCAAUUUGGCCAGUUUCAUAGAGCAAGUUGCAGCUUCUCUGUCUUGAACAAGGCUGGGAGUACAUAAGCCUGAAUUGGCUGAACCGCCACCGUCUCCUCUCUCAUUCUUAACACUGUAGUUAGAACCACUUGCCGGUUCCAUGCAGUUCCUGAUCCAGGCAGAAGACAAUGCCGUGCUCAGCUCCUCUUCCACCACAGCUCAAAGUUUCAGAGGGAAUAAGCUGUCCUAGUGUAAAAAUACUUCCUACUUUUCAGUCACCAGGAGCAAAGUUGCCUUUUUUUUUUGAUCUAGUGACCACCAGUGUAAAAUUGCUUGACCCCUGGCACUUUUGGCAUAUCUGGUCUUUAGCAGAAGAGAGUAAUAUUAUACAACUGUCAGUGCAAGCAGUUUGAGUUUACUGUUACCUAGACAGUUGUGUGCUUGCUUCUUACUUUACAAUUAUACUGUUGUUCUUUUUUUUCCUACAGUGAAGCCUAUGUCCCCCGGUCUCGUCUGUUAGCAGACCAGUAUCUGUAAUGUGCAGUUUGGUUACAUGUGUAAGCUUUGUUCAAAUAGUAUAAUAUCAGGUAUGUAGGGUUACCUGUGUUGCAACCGGCCAUAAUACAGAGCUGGGAGCCAGGAAUGUCAGCUGAAAAUAUCUAAGUGUUUACAAUAAAGUUCUCAUAACAUA
This is a messenger RNA of Gopherus evgoodei (Goodes thornscrub tortoise), 1065 nucleotides long. RefSeq names its product pterin-4 alpha-carbinolamine dehydratase 1 (gene PCBD1). Gene Ontology annotation, biological process: tetrahydrobiopterin biosynthetic process. The record is from RefSeq and is a predicted model, not a curated record. The transcript has 4 exons. Bases 118 to 441 code for a protein of 107 amino acids. Lineage: Eukaryota; Metazoa; Chordata; Testudines; Testudinidae. Gene Ontology annotation, molecular function: 4-alpha-hydroxytetrahydrobiopterin dehydratase activity.